This is a messenger RNA of Aaosphaeria arxii CBS 175.79, 724 nucleotides long. RefSeq lists its product as uncharacterized. The record is from RefSeq and is a predicted model, not a curated record. The transcript is spliced from 2 exons. Bases 287 to 547 code for a protein of 86 amino acids. Lineage: Eukaryota; Fungi; Ascomycota; Dothideomycetes; Pleosporales.
AAUUAAGCCAUGUUUUGGGGAGAUGUGAGGGAGUAUGAGUAUGAAAGAGAAUCAGAGACGUGAACUCCCUUGCCUUGGCGUCACAUGAUGCGGGUGUGGCCCGAGCUUUCUCGUUGGUGAACCUCAUUGAUGAAGCAUGGCCCAUCCAAGUAGGCCGAACAGUAACGCGAUCUCGCCGCCCAAACGCCACUCCUUGCCUCUCAUUCAACGAUCAAUCGCACUCUAUAACAGUCAAUCGUAGCAUCGCGGCCAGCGAAUUUCCCCCUCGGCAAACCAAUCUCACACAAUGGUUCACAAAGUUCUCUUCUGGAGUGGACUCGGUAUCGGAGUACGACUAUGGCAGCUCGGCAUUGAGAUGCGACCACUCUUCAACAAGGAAUCUCUCUGGGUCUACCCGGUCUACGCAGGCCUCGGCGGCAGCUUUGGAUACUGGCUUAUGGGCGUUGAGCAGCGACAGUUCAGACUCCUCGCCGACCGACGAGAGUCUUUGAUCGAGAAGAGGGCACGAAGGAAGGAGAGGGAGGCCGCCGCUGCCGGAGAAUCAUAAAUCGACCCUGCCCACCGUAAUUCAAACAUCGGCGUGGGUAGAGAGAGGGAAACGACAGAUGCGGGGACAACCGAGGAUUGAUCAUGGGCGCAUAGACAUGGCUAGUUGGACUGGCGCGUUCGUUAUAGCUGGUUGCGAAGCAUGGGAUAUAUUGAUGCUACCGCCUGUUGGAGAGGG